CUUUAUUUAACUUUUUUUAACGGUAAAAACCAUAAUCCAAUUCUUAACAUCAAUUUAGGCUCAUUUUUUCUGUCAAUUCAAUGCAGAUUAUUCAUCAAAUCCAUAAGUAACAAUAAUAUCAAAUACAAAAUAUGAAAUGCUAUUUGAUUACAUUAAAAUACAUCACAUUUUUCCAGAAAUCACCCAUUAAGUAACAAAGUGGGGUGCUUACUGAUGGUGAGCAGAAAAUAUUAUCAGAUUUAUCCAUAUUAAAAAUGUGUCACUUGUCAAACUCAGUGUCUUUGAGACGACUGAGCCAAAAGUAAUGUUAAAUGAAUGCUGUGGAUGAUCAGGAUGGUUCCAAUGGCAUAAUAACUUGAGAUAUCACGAAAUAAGUUGCCAAAACGGGUCAAAAUGUCUCUGGAACACCCUUAAUGCAUAUUGUGAAAAUAAAUCUUAGUCAAUUGAUAUUAUGCUUCAAUUUCACUCACAAAACACUUAAACACUCUUCAUUUUUUCAUUUUUCUAAGUGAAAUUUGAAACCAUUUCUGCCCACAAGGUGUCUUUUUCACAUAUUAAGAAAAUCAUGUUUAUUUUUUCAGUGCAAACAUCAUAACCCUGUGUUAAAAACAGAUGACCAAUAAUAUCCAUUACAUUUAAUUUCUUCUGUCUUGAAGCAAAAAGACAUUAGAACUCUUUUUUUUCCUGAUGGGGCUGCUGCAUAUUUGUUUUAAUUGCUCUAGUUUCACUCAUAGCAGGUUCCGUUUAUAACUGCACUUUUCCGACAUACCUUUUUCUUUUUCAAAUGAUAAAUAAUACCUGUCAUCACAUCAGUCUGUGCGCUAAUUGUGGAUAAUCAUAAUCGUCUCCAUCGUUUCUCCAUUUCCCUAUGUGAGGUGACGCACGCGGCUGCAGGGGGGCUGGUAUUUUAUAAAGAAGCAAAACGCAGCAGCACAUAUCAGACACAACCUGUGCCCCCCUACCCUCUGCCGCGCGCUGCCAUGGAGGAUCUGACCCCGGAGGACGGCGGGGGUCCGUGCGUGAACGCCUCCAGCGCGCACUGGGCGCACCGCGUCUGGCUACCGGGGAUCGGCAUCGCCGCGGUCUACGGGAUCCUGAUUGUGGUGGGGGUCGUCGGGAACGUGACUUUGGUGAAGACCUGCCUGCUGGUGAAGUCCAUGCGCACCGUGCCAAACUUGUUCCUGUCCAGCCUCGCCGUGGGGGACGCGCUGCUGCUGCUCACCUGCGCGCCGGUGGACGCCAGCCGCUACCUGGUGGACGAGUGGCUGUUCGGGCGGGUUGGAUGCAAACUGAUCCCCUUCAUCCAGCUGACGUCUGUGGGAGUGUCCGUGUUCACCCUGACCGCUCUGUCUGCUGACCGGUACAAAGCCAUCGUGAGACCCCUGGACAUGCACAGACCCAGCGCCUCGCUCGGCGUCGGCGUGCGUGCGGCGGCCAUCUGGCUGCUCUCCGUGACCCUGGCCGUUCCAGAGGCCGUCUUUUCAGACCUGCACACCUUCACCACCAGCCACACCAACGAGACGUUCGUGACCUGCGCGCCUUACCCCCACGCCGGGGACCUGCACCCAAAGAUCCACUCCACCGCCUCCUUCCUCAUCUUCUACAUCAUCCCGCUCUUCAUCAUUUCGGUUUACUACUGCUUCAUUGCUCGCAGUCUGGUCAGGAGCUCUGCGGACCUCCCAGCCGAGGGACACCUGCAUGUGCAGAAACAGAUCAAAUCCAGGAAGCGUCUGGCCAAAACUGUGCUGGUGUUCGUUGGCCUCUUCGCAGUCUGCUGGCUCCCCAGCCACGCCAUCUACCUGUACCGCUCCUUCCACUACCACCAGGUGGACACGUCCCUGGGUCACUUCAUCGCCAGCGUCUGUGCUCGCAUCUUGGCCUUCGCCAACUCCUGCGUCAACCCCUUCGCCCUGUACUUGAUGAGCCAGAGCUUCAGCAAGCACUUCAGAAAGCAGCUGCUGUGCUGCAGCUCUCCCAAGCGACUGCGCAGCCAGAACAGUGCAAGCACAAACGUGACCACGGUGUGAGGAAAGCCCCCUUUGGUCUUCAGUUCAAAGGUGACCCUUCAGUUUGGGUGACCCUCCCAAAGCAGCGUGUUGUAAAUCCAUCUAAUCUGCUUUAAAAAGUUCAUUUUCUGUAAUAUUGCUUUUGUGGCAGUCAAAGUCUGAUUGAAAAUGACUAAACAGCCUCGAUGUAUUAACUGUUGAACCAGCUUGUCUCCUGUUAGACGGCCUGAACAGUGUUCUGCAAGCCUCGCUGUAAACUAUGUAAAGGUCAGGUUGACAGGAAAUUGGAGCUACACUUUUGUUCUGUCCAGUGAUGUUAUCAAACAGCACGUUUCAUUCAUUUAUAAUCAAUAUAUAAUAUUUAUCCAUGUGUCAGUUCUGUGUUUGAAAAGAUUUCACGUCUGCUGUACAUAAAAGCUGUAGAUGUUGUUAUUUUAGCUUUUAAUGUAAUUGAUUUCACAUUUUAAAAUAGGAUAUUAAUGUUAAAGGAAACAAGCUGUGAUUUAAAAAAAUAAAA
Molecule: messenger RNA, 2523 nt
Organism: Oryzias latipes (Japanese medaka)
Lineage: Eukaryota; Metazoa; Chordata; Actinopteri; Beloniformes; Adrianichthyidae
Product: gastrin-releasing peptide receptor
Biological process (GO): G protein-coupled receptor signaling pathway
Cellular component (GO): plasma membrane
Molecular function (GO): neuropeptide receptor activity
Source: RefSeq, a predicted model, not a curated record